UAGAGGACCCCAGGGCUGGAGCAGGAGGCAUGAGAUUAAGGGAUGGAAGGGGAUCUCACAUAGUGAUGACAGGGAGCUUGUGAGAAUCAAUGAUCUGCUGUGCUAACAAGAAAAAUUCUUCACCCUUCACUUGUGAAGAGCUUUUGUGCUCCUGUUGCGCCUCCCUCUUCUGGAUUUGGAGCCUCGCUGUCAUUGUUUCUCGUGAGGACCAGUAGCACAUAACACCAGAGCACAGACAGUGAGAGAUCUGGUACAUUCUGUCUCCUUGACAUCACUCGGGCAUCAGGGAACAAAGUGUCUUACAGAAAACUCAAGGCCUGGGUAAAGCAGAUUAAAAUGAAAGGUUUGAAAAUACUUCAGAACAUUUGACCGUCUCCUACCCAGCGUGUCCUUGAGGAACAUCAGGAUAAUGGAGGGGCUCUUGCAUUACAUAAAUCCAGCACAUGCCAUUUCACUUCUAAGUGCACUGAAUGAGGAGCGUCUAAAGGGACAGCUAUGUGAUGUUGUGCUUAUAGUAGGAGAUCAGAAAUUUCGAGCUCAUAAAAACGUUCUAGCUGCCAGCAGCGAAUACUUCCAGACCCUGUUCACAAAUAAGGAGAAUGAGUCUCAGUCAGUGUUUCAACUCGACUUUUGUGAACCAGAUGCUUUUGACAAUGUGUUAAACUACAUUUAUUCUUCAUCCUUGUUCAUAGAGAAAGGCAGUCUUGCAGCUGUGCAAGAGCUGGGUUACAGCCUUGGAAUAUCCUUUCUUACAAACAUUGUUUCUAAGAGCCCUCAAGCUCCGUUUCCAUCUUGCCCCGUUAAGAAGAUACUGUAUCAAGAUGAAGAUGAAAGUAGUUCUCAGAAGAGGAGUGUCAUUGUCUGUCAGAACAGAAACGAUGCACAAGGAAAGAGUGUAAAUCAAAUGCAGCAUGAUUUAAGCCAUACUUCUAAACCUUUACCCUCUGCUGCUAUCAAAACUAGCAUUAGACCAACUGAAACUCUUCACAAUUUAUCACUGACUGAAAGGAGAUGGCUGAAAGAAAACCCUGGGAGCUAUACCAAGUUUCACGAAACUUCUGGAACUGCAGAGGAUCAGAGCAGAGGGGGUUUAGUGAAAAGGAACACAGUGUUGCCUCAAAAACCUUUAGCAGAGAAAGAAAUUGCAAGUGAUGAACCAGGAAGCAGUAGUCAGCUUUUAAGAGGAAAGGCUGCAGAGUUAUUAAAAAGACCACGUCCGCCAGUCUUAUCUCUGCGUGGCUCAUCAGAAUCUGCAUUUUUGUUACGAGAGGCAGGAAAAGGAAAUGGUCAAGGUGAAGAUAGGAAUUUGCUGUACUACUCAAAGUUAGGACUAGUAAUCCCAUCUAGUGGAUCUGGUCCUGAAAACCAAAGCAUUGACAGAAGUGGUCCACUCGUAAAAAGUCUACUUCGAAGGUCACUGUCUAUGGACAGCCAGGUUCCUAUUUAUUCACCUUCUGUUGACCUAAAACCUUCACAGGUAUCAUCUUCCUCCUCACCAGGAACUACUGAUUCCCAGAAGAUUUUUAAUGUUGCAUCUCAAAAGUCAUGCUUGAAAGAGUCAUCGGAGAAGUUAGUCUUAGAUGAAAAGCCACAGGUAAUGCACCCACAUCGCCUUAGGUCUUUCAGUGCCUCUCAGACAACUGAUAGGGAAGUUUCUUCCCCUCUUACAGAGGUGCGAAUAAAAACUGAACCCAGCAGUCCACUUUCAGAUCCAUCUGAAAUAAUAAGAGUUACAGUGGGUGACACAUCAGUAUCUACAAAUAAAGACUUUCCUUUUAAAACUGAGGAUGAUCAAAAGGAACCAAGUAGACUUCCAGCAAAAAGGAGAUUUCAAGCAGAUAGAAGGCUACCAUUCAAAAAACUCAAGGUGAAUGAAGAGGGUUCUCCUGAAUCGGAAGAAAACUUCGAGGAAGGCUCAAGCCCUACGCACCUUGAUGCUGAUUUUGCCGAUUCUGAUGUCAGUAAAGAUGAAUACAGUGAAAUGGAAGAAGCAAGACCAAAUAAAAAAUUUAAAUGCAAACACUGCCUUAAAAUUUUCAGGUCAACAGCAGGUCUUCAUCGUCACGUUAACAUGUAUCAUAAUCCAGAAAAGCCCUAUGCUUGUGACAUAUGCCACAAGAGAUUUCACACAAAUUUCAAAGUGUGGACACACUGCCAGACACAACAUGGAAUUGUUAAGAAUCCCUCACCAGCUUCCAGUUCUCAUGCUGUUUUGGAUGAAAAAUUCCAAAGAAAACUGAUCGAUAUAGUGAGAGAGAGAGAAAUUAAAAAAGCUCUGAUAGUUAAACUAAGACGUGGCAAGCAAGGCUUUCAGGGACAAUCUACUUCACAAGCACAACAAGUCAUCAAAAGGAAUUUAAGAUCAAGAACCAAAGGAGCCUAUAUUUGUGUCUACUGUGGAAAAGCUUAUCGUUUCCUCUCACAGUUCAAACAGCAUAUAAAAAUGCAUCCAGGAGAAAAACCAAUUGGAGGAAAUAAGGUUCCUAAGCAGAAAGACCAUAUUCAUAUUGAAAGUCAUGUAGAAAACAAGGAAGUUUAUCAGUGCCGUCUCUGUAAUGCUAAGCUCUCUUCACUUAUUGAACAGGGAAAUCAUGAGCGACUCUGUAGAAACGCUACUGUCUGUCCUUACUGCAGCCUUAGAUUUUCAUCCCCAGAGCUGAAGCAUGAGCAUGAAAGCAAGUGUGAAUACAAGAAGCUUACUUGUCUUGAGUGUAUGCGCACCUUCAAAUCAUCCUUUAGUAUUUGGCGUCAUCAAGUUGAAGUUCACAAUCAGAACACGAUGGCUCCAUCAGAGAACUUUUCUUUACCUAUCCUGGAUCACAAUGGAGACAUAACUAGUUCAUUAAGAUUGCCUCCUCAGUCAGAAUCCAACAAAAUAAACAAUUUUGCUGCAAAGGAAGACGGAGUAUUCAGUGACUCGUCAGAACAGAUUAAUUUUGAUUCUGAAGAUUCCUCUUGCCUGCCUGAAGACUUAAGUGUUUCCAAGCAGUUUAAAAUUCAAAUCAAGGAAGAGCCUGCGGACGACGUAGAGGAUGAGGUCACUGAGACAAGCAGAGAACCAAAGGAAGUAGUCUCCAACAAAGAUGCUGGUUUGUGGCCCUGUGAAAAGUGUGGGAAGAUUUUCACUGUACGCAAACAACUGGAGCGUCACCAAGAGCUCUUAUGCUCCGUGAAGCCGUUUAUUUGUCACGUGUGCAACAAGGCCUUCCGAACCAAUUUCCGGCUCUGGAGUCACUUCCAGUCCCACAUGUCGCAGGCUGCAGAGGAGUCCACAAAUAAGGAGCCUGAGGUAUGUCCACCAGCUAAUUCCCCAUCACCACCACCUUUACCUCCGCCCCCGCCACUACCCAAAAUCCAGCCUUUGGAGCCUGAUAGUCCAACAGGCUUGUCUGAAAGCUCCACUACUACUGAAAAAUUAUUUGUACCGCAGGAGUCAGAUACGCUCUUCUAUCAUGCUCCACCACUCUCAGCAAUCACAUUCAAAAGGCAGUACAUGUGUAAACUCUGUCACAGGACUUUCAAGACAGCUUUUAGUCUUUGGAGCCAUGAGCAGACACACAAUUAGCUUUCAGAGAUACCUUAAAAAGCUGAUUUGGUGGAGGCUGUUUUCAGGAUCUCGGAUGUAUGCCACGUAAACUUGAAAUUUAAGAGGAUCAAAACAACGACGACGACAGAAGAUUCUGAAUUUGUGAUGCUGCUUGGAUUUGGAGAUUAAGGUAAACUAACUUUGUUAGUAGCUAGAAAGCUGGGUAAUUAAAGAUAAUAUGGACUGGGAUCUAAUAGUAACAGAAUAAUUUUGAUUUCAUUUAACACUGAAAUGCGAUCGCAUCUGGAUUGUAUGCAUGGAUCUUCAUCCUGUGAUGUUGGUGUGUGCGUGUGUAUUAUAUAUAGAGUUAUAUAUUAAAUGGAAGAGCAACAAAAAUUUGGAUUCUAACUGUGAGUUUAUAGUGGUGAAAUACUGUAACCAACUUCAUUGUUUGUUGUUUUUUUGGUUUUUUUCUUAAAGAAACCAACACAGAAGCUCCAUAUAAAUAGCUGCCAUGCACUUGCAGUUAGAGAGGAAGUGGAUGGAGUGUCUUAAUGUAUUGACUUAGGUCUUAGAGAUCUUUAGCAAUAACGAAUAAACCUCACGUUUCAGUAAUCCCGAUAUUAUUGGAUACGAAUGUUUGAUAUUUUAAGGGAACAUAAAAUUGUUUUGUUGUUAUAUGGAACUUGUGCAAAUUAAAGUAGAAUUUAAAAUCAGCAAUAUUAUUAAUAAGAUUUUAUAUUAAGAAAACAAAAUAGCAGCAAGCCUGCUUUCAGCCAUUUAAUUAUAAGUUUCUAAGGAGAAGUGGGGGGUGGGGGUACAUCGCUUUAUAUAACUUCCCAAAGACUAAUUUACUAUGAACAUUUCAGUAACUAAAGUCAUUGUAUUGACAGCCAUCAUAAUGCAAAUGUUACUGUUUGUAAUACGAACUAAGAUUGGAUGGAUGUCGGAUAAGUUUCGUAAUUUUGCUCCUCUGUUUGUACAACUGUUUGUAAUUCUAACUGCAAAGAAAUGUAGAACUAUUAAGAAGCAAAAAAAGCUCGGUAAGGGAUAGAAGAUGACUUGUGUUCCUACACUCAGUGAUAAGCUUGGCCAUGAGUACAAAGAUGAGUUUUAACAUAAAGUAAAAAUGUAAAUAUUUAUAUAGACAUCUGUAUAAAUGAAGAAGUAUGUAUUUGAAAUUUGUAUUAAGCGUGCAUAUCCAGCUCAAAGCAGAGGAAAAACCAUCACAUUGCUAUCACUGUAUUUUAUGAAUACAACGCUUAGAAUAUUUCUUUCUGCUGCUUCCUAUCCUUUGUGGUACUGUGUAGCAGUUUUCUUAUCUGCUGAAAAUCAUGAGAAUAAUGUGCUGCAGAUACUUUGUGCAGUUCCAUUAUUUUACCACAAGUCACAACUGGAGCAUUUAGUAAAAGUCGAAUCAUAGAUAUUUACCAGAAACUACAGCAAGGGUCCAAAAUUACUUUGUUCAAGGAAGCGUUUACCCAAAAGUUGUGGUAAAUUAAGUGAAAAAUUGUUCUACUGGAAUUUAAACUUCAUGGAGUAGUGCAAUGAACAGUGAGAACAUCAGUGAUGCAAAUGGUAUUUAUGAUUCUGACUAACUUCACUCUGGAAGUUGAGGGACUGGGGUUGCAAUCCACACUAUCUAGUCAGAGCCCAGUCUUUGCUCACUGAUAAGAGCAAGAGUUUGGUCACCAGUUACAGUGGGAAUAGGAGUGAGGCUUUCAUUCUAUUUGACUCUAAUAGUGCUUUUUUUUUUUUUCAGCAUCCUACACUCAAAGUUAGAAAGUGUUGCUUGCUCGUACCAGCAUUUAGCAAAAAUAAAGCACCUGUGUAACUUUAGGAUCUGAGGACGAGCACCCUCAUUUAGGCACACACCAGAAAAGAUUUUUCUCAAUUGAAGUCCAAGUGUGCCACUGUUAGUUUUCUCCCAACAGAAUUUUUUAGUGUUUUUCCUUCAAUUAAGUUUAAAAAUAUAGGCUCCGUAUGGGCCACCGGCUUCCUUUUCUUAGCUACCAAAAAAAAAAAAGCAGUGUUAUUUUCAAGCCUCUCCGUUCAUUUUUUUUAUGGCAAUAUAAAAUUGUUGCUAAACAUUCUUUUUGUUCUCUUCCAGGCAAACUUGAUCACAACUUAGUCAUGUUAACCUGUCACUAUCAGUUAAGUUCUUAAAAACCCUGAUAAGACUAAAUUGAUUUCUUACAAGAAAAGUGAAAUGUGUACAGCUCUUAAGUAACCCAAUUUAACAAAAUGAGAAAAACAUAUAGACUUGCUCAGUAUGCUUUAAAUGUACUUAAGAGAUGUGUGCAUAGAAAAUAUGAAGAUGUUCUUGUAAACUCAUACCUAAGUUUUCACCAGUUAUUCCUCUUCCCAACAGCAUAGUAGUUCAUAUCCAGCCUUUCAAAAAUCAGGGUGCUUUCUAAAAGAAAAUGGCAAUUAGUCAACUAUGUUACAGUCAUUGAACUUCCAACUGGGAAUCUGAUACGUGGUGUGAUGAUUAAAAAAAACCCCACACUUAAAAUGAAAAGCUCAUACAAUAUCUUUGAAGAAAUGACCUUCUUCCUAGCACGCUAUGUAUUAUAUUUAAAAAGAAAAAAAAAAAGUUGGGUCUAAAUAGCUUCUUCCUAAGCGUUUCUUCAGAUUUUCUUAAGUCUCUUUUUAACUUUAAGCGUGUUCUGUGUUUAGUUCAGUUUUUUACAUUCAGUUCCUGCUUCGUAAGGAAUUAAGGAUAUCUGAAGUUUAAAUAUGAGAUGUUUAUAUAGUAGUUCUGGUUUUCUAUUAGCUUUUAUACAGUACCUUUAAAAAAAACCCUUGAUAGAAGUGUUUAUUUUGGAGGAUACGGAAUAAAUAUGCUUCCACUUAUAUAACUUUAAUAUAUGUUUAAAAAGUUAAAUUAUGGAAAAAAAUGUUAGUUGUUUGUUUAUAAAUAUCUUCUGAAGAGUGUCUAGCUUGGCCACAGCCAAAAUAAAAGGCAAAUUUAUUGAUACAAAAACCUGUCCUCAUCAUAUUUUAAUUUUGUAAUUGUGUGCUGAAGUGAUGCAUAUAUAGAGCUCUUGCUAAAUACAAAAAGGGUUUUUUUCCUUUAAACUUGUGACAGGAAUGUGCAGAUGUUUUAAUAUAUAUAGAUUAGAAUUUUUACUACUUUUUUUUUUUUUUUAAUUUGUCAGAUAAAUCUCAGAGAUCUAUACUGCUUCAGUGGAAGUGCAGUGAAAACUUCUGUUGCAUUUAAGAGAAGCAGAGUUGAGCCAUAAAAUGUAUUUUGGUUUGGGACUUAUUUUCCUUUGAGGCACUGUGUUGGCAAAGGUCUCAGCAUGUGAUAAGUUCCAAUGAGAUCAGUCUUAACAUUUAUUUUUUUUUUUAAAACAUGCUUAGGUUUUUUGAUACAUUGGGACCAUGGUCACCCACUGAAAGUGAGAAAUGACGUAUGGGUUUAUCUUUUAGUUCUAGAAUGAAAAGUUAAAAUGAGUUUUUCUCUGCAUAAAAAUGGCAUGUACACCUAAAAUAUAAUUCUGCAGUCUUACAAAAAUGAAGGACAUCAACCAGUAAUAAUCUACCUGAACUGCUGUAAGACCCUUUGAUAUGGUCCCCCACAACAUUCUUGCCACUAAAGUGAAGAGGUAUAUAUUUUGGGGGUUUGACUGAUGGAUAAAGGAAUGCCUGGAUGGCCAUGUGCAAAGAGUUACAGACAACAGCUCAUUGUCCAAGUGUAAGCCAGAAACAAGUGUUGUCCCCUGAGGGUCCAUACUGGGACCAAUACCAUAUAGUAUCUUCAUGGGUAGUGGGAUUUCACAGGGAUAGUGGGGUUGAGUGCACCCUCUGCAAGUUUGCGUAUGAUGCGAAGCUGCUCAGAUUAUUUGAUUGAUAAUUUAAGAGGGAAGAUAAUUUAAGAGGGAAGAGACCCCAUCGAUGGGGGUCCUUGAUAGGUUUGAGGAGUAGGCCCUCUCGUAAAGUUCAUCAAGCCAAGAGCAAGGUCCUGCAUUUGAGUCAAGGCAGUUUUCAAUUUCAGCAUAGACUGAGUGAUGACUGGAUUGAGAACAGCACUGAGAAGAAGGACUUAAGGGUUCUAGUAGAUGAAAAGCUGGACACGAGCCAGCAGUGGGCACUUACAGCUCAGAAGGCCAACUGCAUCUUGGGCCUCAUCACAAGAUGGCUGACCAGCAGGGCAAAGGAGGAGAUUGUCUCCCUCUGCUCUGUCCUUUUGAGGUCCCACUUGCAGUACUGCAUUCAGCUCUGGGACCCCCAGAACAAAAGAUACAUGGAACUGUUGGAGCAGAUCCAGGGGAGGCUACGUGGGUGAUUAGAGGGCUGGAGUGCCUCUCCUGUGAAGGGAGGCCGAAGGUGGUGGGCUUGUUCCAUCUGGAGAAGGCUCCAGGGAAACUUCAUUGCAGCCUUCCUCUAUUUAAAGGGGACCUACAAGAAAGCUGGAG
Lagopus leucura (white-tailed ptarmigan) is the source of this 7947-nucleotide messenger RNA. It is a transcript of the gene ZBTB21, whose product is annotated as zinc finger and BTB domain containing 21. Gene Ontology annotation, biological process: negative regulation of DNA-templated transcription; regulation of transcription by RNA polymerase II. The transcript is spliced from 4 exons. Gene Ontology annotation, cellular component: nucleus. The coding region runs from base 410 to 3565 and encodes 1051 amino acids. Gene Ontology annotation, molecular function: DNA-binding transcription factor activity, RNA polymerase II-specific; RNA polymerase II cis-regulatory region sequence-specific DNA binding; protein binding. The record is from RefSeq and is a predicted model, not a curated record. NCBI's taxonomy places the organism in Eukaryota, Metazoa, Chordata, Aves, Galliformes, Phasianidae.